Lactuca saligna is the source of this 1143-nucleotide messenger RNA. Lineage: Eukaryota; Viridiplantae; Streptophyta; Magnoliopsida; Asterales; Asteraceae. The record is from the annotation of a GenBank genome assembly.
AUGGAAACUAAGUUGCAUGUGGAUUGCGAGGGUGGUCAUAGGGAAAAGUGUGUAGUUGAGGGUAUUCCUUCUUUUAAUUUAGGAAUUGAUGAUGAUAUGCAUACUCCUCCAAAAGUGAGUCCAGAUGUUGUUGUUAAUAAAUAUGGAUCGGCAAAUUUGUCCGGGAAAUCUGGAUUUAUUGAAACUAAGUUGCCUCUGGAUUGUGAGGGUGGUCAUAAGGAAAAGUGUGUAGUUGAGAUUAUUCCUUCUAUUAAUUUAGGAAUUGAGGAUGAUAUGUAUACUCCUCCAAAAGUUAAUCCAGGUAUUGAUAGUUAUGUGCACAGUAAUUUUGUUUCUGUUGGAACAAGUUCUGAUUCAGUCAAAGGGAAUGAACCUAAGUCUUGCGAUGAAAGUGAAAAAGUUAAAAUUCUUGAGAAAUAUAUGAUUUCAUCGAGACCAAAGAGAAGUCACACGUUACCUCCAGUGCUUAGGUCUCCAUUUGUUGAUCUUGCAUACAUGCAUAGUGAAGCAUGUAAAUAUGAUGAUGUGUACGAGAAUUUUAAAGAAAAUGUUUUUCAUUGUUUGGGAGAGUCUAAAGAACGAAGAAAUUUAAAAGGAAUUGAUUUGGUGUUCUUUCCUGCAUGUGCAAACAGUCACUAUUUUGUGUUUGUUUUUUAUUUUAAAAACCGAAAAGCUGUCAUAUUGGACAACAUAUUGUAUAGAUCUUCUAAAAAACCAUACCCACAUCUAACUCAAAAUCUGAAAUAUAUGUUUGGUAGAUAUCUUCAAGACAUAAAACAUUUUAUGGCUUUUUCAGUUAUGUAUGAAAUGGAAUUUGUUGAUCAAUAUAUGACGUUGAAAACAAGAGGUAACAGUAAUGAUUGUGGGAUUUUUUUGAUGCGUCAUAUGGAAACUUAUAAAGGUGGUCCUUUAGCUCAAUGGAGAUUUGGUUUUAAAAUGGAAAGUGUUAAGCAGAUUUUGCGACUUAGAAAUCUUCGAAGAAGAUAUUCUAUGAAAAUUCUGUUGAGUGAAGUAAAUCUAAUGAAAAAUGAAGUUGAGCAACUUCUUGUUGAUUAUCAAAAGCUUUCUUCAAAUGACAGGCGUGUAAUUUAUCAUGAAGGCAUUAUCAAUAUAGCAGCUCGGUUACCUGCUUUUGGUCCUUGA